Molecule: messenger RNA, 962 nt
Organism: Sesamum indicum (sesame)
Lineage: Eukaryota; Viridiplantae; Streptophyta; Magnoliopsida; Lamiales; Pedaliaceae
Source: RefSeq, a predicted model, not a curated record
CUUUUUGUAGUCCAUAUGAUACAAGGAUGAGACAAAUAAAACCAUCCAUAUCUCUCAUAUACUCUCUAACAUCUCAAGAGCCAAUCUUGAGUGUUGAAUGAUAGCAAACACACAAACAUAUGCAAAGAAGAUAGCCUGCUGCCAAACUCUAACAUGAGGCUCAAAUUCUCCCUCAACCUAGCUAACAACAUGGCCCAUAAACAACCCAGUAAACACCAAUAAAAACAGGGUAAACUAUGAGGAAAAACCAGAACCAUAAUGAUCAAGAACAUAAUACUGAAAUCCUCAAGGCUGUUGCCCAGGCAUGGCAUGGCCGUUCCAGCAGUUCUAAGUCGUCAACGACAACGUCAGAGUUCGACGCCCACAGGCUAUACUUCAAGGGCCGGCCUAGUCGGUUCAAGCUUGAAGCGAUGAACAUGGCAGCUAAGAAGGAACAAUGUGGGACUAGUUGGGAUUUUGGGCAAUCACUUUGGGAUUCUUAUGAGAUUCUGGCUGUUUCGAAGAAGUUGGAGACGGGCUUAGUUCUGGAUAAUCCGUAUUCUUCUGCAUCGAACGAGCAGGGACACGGUGUCAAGAAGCGGAAAGAGAGUAAGAAUAGCUUGAGGAAUUUGUUCAGCAGAGUGUCCUCAAGAAGAUUCAGUCAAGCAGAUUUACCCUCAGAAGGAGACUAGUCAUUUGAUACAUUUUUUUUCUGUCAGUUUCGUCUCUCAUGAUGUAACUUCAGAUUUGAGGGAGCAAAGUUCCCAUUUUUACUCAACUUAUCGAUUGGAAUAAAGGGAGGAACAGUUCAUUUUGAGUACAUAAGGUGUUUUGUCUCUUGCGAUGGUGGAAAUCAAGAAACUAGACAUGAUUGUAGCCUCUUAUAUUUUUCUAGACAAGAAUUCUUGUCCUUCAGAUGUACCUUAAGUGCAUUACUCAGAUUGCAUUUCACCACUAGAAAUGUAUCGGUCCUGUUGCACGAA